This is a messenger RNA of Rotaria socialis, 1368 nucleotides long. The record is from the annotation of a GenBank genome assembly. NCBI's taxonomy places the organism in Eukaryota, Metazoa, Rotifera, Eurotatoria, Philodinida, Philodinidae.
AUGUCGUUAUUCGGUGGAGCUGCAUCGCAAGCUCGUAGUCGAAAUUUAGUCGAAUUUAAAGCAGGAAAAAUGAAUCUACGUGGUACAAUGGUCCAUCCAGAUAAACGCAAAGGUCUUGUCUAUUUAUAUCAAGGGAAUGAUAUGUUAAUGCAUUUCUGUUGGAAAGAACGAUCCAAUAAUACACCAGAAGACGAUCUGGUUAUAUUUCCCGAUGAAAUUGAAUUUAAAAAGGUUACACAAAAUACUACAGGUCGUGUUUUUAUACUUAAAUGGAGAAGCAAUGCUCGGAAAUUAUUCUUUUGGAUGCAAGAGUCACAAGACGAUAAAGAUGAAGAAUGGUGUAAAAAAAUCAACGAUCUGCUAAAUCAUCCACCAACACCAGGAUUCGGUGAUGACAGCAGUGGAACUAGUGGAUUAGGCGGUGGUGCUCAUCCAUUACAAUCUCUAAUGGAUCGAAUGACUGGAAGCGGUGGAGCAGGUGGUAUUGAUCCGAAUGAUUUAUCCAAUGUGUUGCGUGGAAUGAAUCCGAGUGACUUAGCAUCAUUGUUAUCUUCUGUUGGAAGCGGUGGUGGUGCUUCUGGCUUAAUGCAAGGUAGUCAUCGUGGUAGAGUAUUGCCUGGUUCAUCAAAUCAACACGCAACAUCUGUUCUAGAUGCAUUUUCACAACAAACACCGGAUUCACGUCCAAAUACAGCACCUGCUGGAACUCGUACUUCUGCAGCAGCAGCAGCAGCUGCAACAGCUACCGGUGGAACGACAUCGACUUCAAGCAAUCGUCCGAGUGGUUCAUCAUCGAAACCUCGUAAUGCUGGAACAAGUUCAUCGCCAUCAACUGCUCCUACUGCUGCUCCUGCUGCUCCAAAAAUUGCAGCAACUACAGGUUCGGCUGGUGCAUCGAAAAGUGGUGCUAUUCAAUUGAGUGCACUCUCAAAUAUUUUGGCUAAUUUAAGCGAUAGAAGUACAACACAAGAAGCUACUGGUGCAGCACCCGCUAAUAAACCAGCUAUUGAUCUUUAUGAUAUAAUGACUACUGAGAAUUUAAUUCCAAUAUUAAGCAAUAAAGAUGUUCAAGAAAGUUUACGAGCUCAUUUGCCUGAAGGUAGUACAAUAACAGGUUCAGAAAAAGAAUUGAGAGAUUCAAUUCAAUCGCCACAGUUUCGACAAGCUGUUGGUACAUUCAGUGUAGCUUUACAAACAGGACAAUUAGGACCAGUUUUGGCUCAAUUUGGUUUACCAGACGAAGCAAUAACCGCUGCAAAUGAAGGUGACAUACAGGCCUUUGCUCAAGCAAUGGAAAAACAUUUUAAAAAAUCGAACGAAGGAACUGAAGAAAAAAAGCCCACUGACAACACGAUGGAUACAAGUUGA